AUGCAAUACCACCCUCAUCCCCUCACUCUCGGGCUCCCUCCAAAACCGCUAUCCACCCCAAAACCGCUCUUCCCUAAAACCAGACUCCCCUACAAACCCAGGUUUUCUGCCUCCUCCGCCACGACGGCUCGUCUCAGGACCUUGUACGAACUUCUGUCGGUGACUGAGAGCGCCGGUCAGGACGAGAUAAAGGCCGCGUUUCGGAAGCUGGCGCGGAGGUGCCAUCCGGACACGUGUCGGUCAGAUAACAAAAAGGAGGAUUUCACGAAGCAGUUCAUCGAGGCUCGGGAAGCAUAUAGGGUACUGUCCGACCCUGUCCUUCGAGAGGACUACGAUAACCGCCUUAAGAACCGUUUUGGGGACUGGGAAUCGCAGCUGGCGGGUCUGACGACCCGGUCUGAUAGACGCGCCACGUCAGCCUCGUGGGGGAGUCGGAUGAGAGCUGCUGCUGCUGCUGCUGUUGGAAAUGCUCCUGCAUGA
Messenger RNA from Magnolia sinica, 480 nucleotides. Its product is annotated as chaperone protein dnaJ 20, chloroplastic-like. The record is from RefSeq and is a predicted model, not a curated record. Gene Ontology annotation, cellular component: chloroplast. Bases 1 to 480 code for a protein of 159 amino acids. The transcript has a single exon. NCBI's taxonomy places the organism in Eukaryota, Viridiplantae, Streptophyta, Magnoliopsida, Magnoliales, Magnoliaceae.